AAAAUACAAUCCCCAUGUUCAAACAAGACUUCCACAUUCUUCUUCAUCUUAUGUUCAGUGAAUAAUGAAUCCGAUUCACCUAUCUCCAGUCCUCCCCAAUAACCCCCCAAACUUUAAAGAAAACAGUAAAAAAAAGGAUAUGAUAAAAUAAGUUUGAAUAAGCUUAUAGUUGCAGCAAGAAUGAAUGAUCGUUUAAUCAUUAUAUUUACGCCGCUUUCUCUCUGUCUCUCUCUCUCCAUAAAUCAAUGGCCUUUGAAGACUUCCAUCUCCCCACCAUUUAUGAAAACCACCUUCUGAGCUUUGUGUCUUGUGCUUAAAUUCCCUCUCUCUUUCUGUCUGCAAAUCCAGAAAGCGCGUUGAGAUUUUAAUGGAGCUUUGUAGAUGGGUAGGUGCUUCUGCUUCUCUCUAAUACCUCAUGGAGAAAUGGGUCUCUGCACUCCACUUUCUCUCUCUCUCUCUACAAAUGCUUCGAAACCAGACAAGGUGAGUUCACGUUUUUCUGACUACCAGAUGUCAGAGACAACCCCAAAACCACUCUACUGUUAGAGAGAGGUUUCACCUCUGGAUUUGCAGUAAUGAGUGGUUCUCAUUAAUUUGGAGAAGGCUCUGUAUUUUUACUUGCUCAUUGACUCGUUUGAACCUCUCUCUCAAAUGGGUUUCUCUGUUCUUAAUCUUUGACUGAGUUUGAACCUCUCUCUAAAAUGGGUUUCUGUGUUUUCAAUGUGUUACUGGUCUUUGCCUUAGUUUUAGGGAACUCUCUCUCUCAAGACCUUAACUCAGAUGGGGCUUUCAUUUCUGACUUCCUGAGAGAAAUGGGGGUCCCAGAAGGCGAUUUCAACUUUGCUGCUCCUUUUUGUUCCUGGAGAGGAGUCUUUUGUGAUACCCAAAAGGAAAAUGUGCUCAAAUUAGAGCUCUCGGGCUCUGGUCUCUCUGGUGUGUUGCCUGAAAACACCUUUGCUAAGCUCAAAAAGCUUCAAUCUAUGGAUCUGAGCAACAAUUCCAUCACUGGUUUUUCCUCUGAUUUCUGGGGCUUAGGUGGUACUCUCUUGAGUCUCAACCUUUCUUCAAAUCGAUUUUUCGGAAUCCUUCCUAGUAAUAUUGGGAAUUUUGGGUUCUUGAAAAGCUUUGAUCUUUCCUUUAAUAAUUUUUCAGGAGAGAUACCGGCAAGUUUAAGCUCUCUCUUAUCUCUGCAAGUUCUCGCCCUAGGUAGCAAUUCUUUUGAGGGGAACAUUCCUGUGCAAAUAUUGAGCUUGAAAUUUCUGGUUGCUGUUGAUCUUUCUUUAAACAGGCUUGUUGGGGAAAUCCCGCAAAAUUUCUCGGCUUCUUUAACAGGACUCAAAGCUCUCAAUCUUGCAGGAAAUGGAAUUCAGGGUAGGAUUUCUGAUUUCUCAGGCCUGAUAUCUUUGGAGUCUCUCAAUAUUUCUGGUAAUUUUUUUGAGGGUCCAGUAUUGGGUCUAUUUCAGGAAUCAUUGAAGGUCUUAGACAUUAGCAAAAACCAGUUUCAGGGCCAUAUUUCACAGAUAAGCUUCAAUUCGAAUUGGCCUAAUCUGGUUUUCCUCGAUAUGUCAUUGAACCAACUCAGUGGAGAGAUUUUCACUGAUUUGAACAAAGCCCACUCUCUAAAGCACCUCAACCUUGCUCAUAAUCGUUUCUCUCUCCAAAAAUUCCCUCUCAUAAAUGACCUCAAGUCCCUCGAGCGUCUAAACCUAUCGGACACUGGACUCACAGGCCCAAUCCCUCAAGAAAUCUCAGAACUCAAGAGUUUACAUCUCCUUGAUCUCUCUCUAAACUUUCUCACUGGUACGGUUCCCAGUCUAACCACUCUGGACCAUCUCGAUCUCUCUUACAACAAUCUCAGUGGAGAAAUUCCUUCACCAUUGUUAGAAUCUCUACCUUCAAUGGAGAAAUUUAACUUUUCCUAUAACAAUUUGACAAUUUGUUACAAGAAUUCACUUCCUCAAACUUUCCCAUUAUCCUUCUUGGGAUCCACUAACGGCUGCCCAAUAGCAGCUGAUCCAAACCUUUUCCAAAGAACCCGAACAAGAAACCGACACAUGAGGCUUGAGCUUGCAAUAACUAUUGCCACUGUUUGUUUCCUAGCUGGUUUGGUUUGUUUAGCCUUUGGUUGUCGACGAAGAACCAGGCUGUGGGCAGAGAAACAAGUUCCUUACAAGGAAGAACAGAACAUUUCAGGACCAUUUUCAUUUCAAACUGAUUCAACAACUUGGGUUGCUGAUGUAAAGCUUGCUACCUCAGUACCAGUGACCAUGUUUGAGAAGCCAUUAAUGAACAUUACAUUUGCUGAUCUUUUAGCCGCUACUUCUCAUUUCGAUAGAGGAACUUUGUUGGCAGAAGGGAGAUAUGGCCCUGUUUAUAGAGGAGUUUUACCAGGAGGAAUCCAUGUAGCUGUGAAAGUUUUGAUAAAUUCUUCCUCCAUUAAUGACCAAGAAGCAGCUUCAGCGCUCGAACACUUAGGUAAAAUCAAGCACCCCAACCUUGUUCCAUUAACUGGUUAUUGUUUAGCUGGGGAUCAAAGAAUAGCCAUCUAUAAAUACAUGGAACACGGAAAUCUGCAAAAUAUGCUCCAUGAUUUGCCGAUUGGUGGCCAAAUUACAGAGGAUUGGAGCACUGAUACAUGGGAAGAAGAAUACGGCGGUGAAACUCAAGAGAAACAAAGUUUAAUUUCAUGGAGAUUUCGCCAUAGAAUUACACUGGGAACUGCAAGAGCUAUAGCAUUUUUGCACCAUGGUUGCUCACCGCCUAUAAUUCACAGAGAUGUUAAAGCAAGUAGCAUAUAUUUGGACGCCCAAUUUGAACCAAGGUUAUCAGAUUUUGGACUAGCAAAAAUCGCAGGAAUUGAGCCUGAAAAUGAGAGGUUUUUGGGCUCUCCCGAAUAUAAACCACCAGAAUUUGAUCAAAAUCCAGCGAGUUUAGUGAGUGAGAAGAGUGACGUUUAUGCAUUUGGGGUUGUGUUAAUUGAGGUGAUUACUGGUAAAAAGCCAUUAGGUGAUGAAUAUGGAGAAGGAGAAGUGAGUCUUGUUAGUUGGGUUAGAGGAUUGGUAAGGAAGAAGAUUGGGUGGAAAGCCAUUGAUCAAAAGAUUAUAGGGACUGGUUCUCAAGAACAAAUGGAGGAGGGAUUGAGGAUUGGAUAUCUUUGCACUGCUGAGUCACCAUUGAAGAGGCCUGAUAUGCAUCAGAUUGUGGGGCUCCUAAAGGAUAUUGAGCCAGUUGGGGAUCAAUGAGUGGGGGAGGAGAGAAGUGCUCUCUCUCUCUGUCUCUCUCUCUACAGUAUAAGUUAUACACUGUACAGAGAUUUUUUGGCAAGAGAAUUUUUUUUUUUUUGCUGGUUUUGUCACCUUCUUUGUUUUAAUCCAAACAAAAGAUAUCCUCUGUUCUUUUCUUUCUACCUGUUUCCUUUUUACUGGAUUAUUUUUGUUACUAAUAUUAGUUGUUCUUCGGUC
This is a messenger RNA of Amborella trichopoda, 3461 nucleotides long. RefSeq names its product Leucine-rich repeat protein kinase family protein. The record is from RefSeq and is a predicted model, not a curated record. Gene Ontology annotation, biological process: protein phosphorylation. Gene Ontology annotation, molecular function: protein kinase activity; protein binding; ATP binding. NCBI's taxonomy places the organism in Eukaryota, Viridiplantae, Streptophyta, Magnoliopsida, Amborellales, Amborellaceae.